This is a messenger RNA of Mugil cephalus (flathead mullet), 524 nucleotides long. RefSeq names its product lamin-A-like. The record is from RefSeq and is a predicted model, not a curated record. The transcript is spliced from 5 exons. The coding region runs from base 1 to 456 and encodes 151 amino acids. Lineage: Eukaryota; Metazoa; Chordata; Actinopteri; Mugiliformes; Mugilidae.
AUGUGGCUCAGCUUCAGCCAUGCUACCCAGCUGCAGCUGAAUGGGACGAGAAACAAGAUAUAUAAACUAAAGGAGAAGAAGAAGAAACUGCAGAAGGAACUGGAGACCAGAAACAAAGAGAUGGAGGAGACAAAAGAUAAGAACAGCAGCAGCUCAGACAGUCAGGAGACGUUAAGAGACGUUACUGCGGUCGUUGGCUCUGACUGCAACUUUAUCAGUGUGAUGAACUGGUCUGAUCAGGACAAACCACUGGGAGGACGUCAGUUAAAAGUCCAGAUCAACAAUAAUGAACCCAUCACAUACACAUUUGAUCCGUCAGUGGAACUCAAGGCUGGAAAGUCUGUUACUUUAUACCGUCCAGGCUAUGAUGAAGGUUUUGCUUUACGCGGUGACCUGGUGUGGAAGGACCUGAAGUCCUGGAGGCCUGGAGACAGAGUCCAGGUCUCUCUGCAGUGAAAUAGUUCCCAGUUGAACUCCUUCAAUAAAGUUCAGUAAUCCAGCAAACAGCAACAUUAUAGAUGAGA